Molecule: messenger RNA, 3462 nt
Organism: Octopus sinensis (East Asian common octopus)
Lineage: Eukaryota; Metazoa; Mollusca; Cephalopoda; Octopoda; Octopodidae
Product: monocarboxylate transporter 5-like
Exons: 5
Coding region: 275-2242 (655 amino acids)
Biological process (GO): transmembrane transport
Molecular function (GO): monocarboxylic acid transmembrane transporter activity
Source: RefSeq, a predicted model, not a curated record
AUCAGUGAGAUAGAGAAAGUGAGGCAGUGCGAAAGUGAAUAAGAUAUAUUAUACAGGCAGAGGGAGAGAAAAUGAGAGAAGUGAGUAAGAGUGAGAGAAUUAAGAACUGAGAAACAGACAGAGUGAAAAAGAAAACGUGAGAGAAAAACAGGGGAAGAAAGCGUAAAAGGAGUAUGAUGUGUGUGUGAGAGAGAGAGAGGGGGGUGAAGAAAGAAAGAAAGAUACACGGAGAGAAAAUUAUUUGAAGCGACACAUUUGUAGAUUUAUUUCCAUCAUGUCAGUAGUUUUAUCAAACAUGGAAGAAAUGGAGGUACUGGAUCGCGAAAGAGAGGAGACCAAUGAUGACGGCGAUGAUGACGAUGAUGAUGAUGGAAAUAAAAGUGCAAAUGAUAUGCAAAUAGAAGAUGGCGAAAAAGGCGGUAGGAAAAGUGAAAAUAAUUUAGCCGCACCCUGUUUAAAUCACAAUUUUGUCGGCGAUGAUGCAGACAAUGAUGAUGAUAAUAAUAAUGAUGAGAAAAUUCUCUACUCGCGUUGUUUCGGUCGAAGAUGCUACUUUGCCGAUCUUUUGUCUUAUUUUCGAAGUUCCUUUUCAACGUGCCGACAAAGCAUUGCUCAAUGCUCCCGUAUUCAACUGUUCAAGUGCUUCAUUGUUUCAUUCUGCUGUUUUGGAACCAACGUAAUGGUCAUUGGCUUCAUUUUUGCAUUGUCCAUCUACUACGUAGAGCUGAAGCUAGCAUUUCCUAAUGAUCUGAAAUAUGUUACGCUGGCAGUUUUCUUGCCAACAGGAGUAUUUGGCUGUGUAGGUGUUAUAUCUGGAUAUAUUGUUGGAAAAUUUGGUAUUCGAUUAGCACUGGUUGCAGGCAGCCUAUUACUCAGUUUAGGUAUUAUUGUAUGUUGUUUUGUACCCACCGUUCCAUAUAUUCUCGUCUUCUUGGGUUUCGUUUCAGGCACUGGCUGUUCCUUAAUAUACAUUUCCACAAACACAGCUUUGGCAUAUCACUUUCCAAACACUGGCCGAAUUCUAAUUUCCCUCAUAACCCUUGGUGAAAGUUUUGGAUUAAUCAUCUUCCCUUCAUUUGUAUCAUAUUUGAUAGACAUCUACUCUUGGCAAGGAAGUUUUCUUGUUCUUGGUGGGACUGUCCUUAAUUGUCUUCCUUUGGGUUUAAUAUUUUCCACAAAGACAGAAUAUUUUAAAAGCCGAAAACAGUCAAAUAAAGAAUCAAGCAAAAAUGACAUCAACAAAAAGAAACUUACCUCCAGAGAAAGCAGCCAAACUACAAUGUUGGCAACUAGUGACAGCAAUUGUAGCUGUGUGCUAGAAAGUUCAGGAACGUGUAAAGAAGACAACUGCAUACAAACAGAAGACACUCAUGAUCUGACUAUUGAAGGAAAGGAAUUAUUAUUAUGUGAGACAAAAGAAAAAGUCUAUUCCACUAUCGAAAUAAAUGGCAAAAACUAUCCAGAAGAGAUAAUUAAGAUUUCAGACAUUGAGAAAACACCGCCACUUUACAAACAGAAUGGUAACUUGAGUUCUCAAAAUUCUAUUAGCAAUUAUUCAAUCAAAAGUAACACUUCAAAAAUAUCAAAUUCUCAAACUGACAUUUCAAAAAUGCCAAAGCAAAAUAUUGUGAAAAAACUUCAGUUUCUUUUAUCAAACAAGAAUUAUGUUCUGUUUCUGUGUACUUUGUUUAUAGCUUUUGGCAAUUUGGCCACUGUAGUGACUAUAUUACCAGACUACUGCUAUUCAAUAGGGCUAUCUGUAAAACAAGCAGCAUGGAUUUUCUCAAUAGGUGCUAUUGGUGAUAUCAUCUCCCGUGUUUUGGGAUCUCUCUUUCUUUAUCUGAAGAUGCCAAGUUUGGUGAUUUUCUCAUUUGCAAUCAUCAGCUGUAGCCUCGUUAGUCUCAUUUAUCCAUUUAUAACUUCUAUUACCGCCAUAACGAUUGUAACAUUCAUAUUUAUAUUGACGUCUGGGAUAUCAUUUUCGGUUUAUACAAUCGUCGUUUUGGACUUCUUCAACUUCGAACUCUAUUCCUUAUCUACAGGAUUGUCAGAGACAGUUUCAGGAAUAGGGAUUAUUCUAAGUGGAUUUUCUAUUGGUGUUAUCACAGAACAUAACAACAAUGACUACACCAUCAGUUUUUAUAUAGUCUCCAUCUUAAACAUAGUGUCAAUGUUACCUACAAUUCUUUAUUACCUGUACAAGCGAAGAAGGACACCAGUUGAUACUCAACCGCAAUUAUAACAUGCAUACUUCAUUUGUUUGUAUAUAUUUUUGUUAUUAGUUUUGUUUUGUUAUUGAAGAAUGGUACAAAGUUUUUUCAUUGCUAACUGAAAUUGUAAAUCUAUGCAAAGGAAGAAAUUUUUAAAAGUAAAAACAAAAAAGGAAAAUAAGGAAAAUAGCAAAAUCAUUAUUAUUCAAGUAUCUGAAAGGAAAUUGAUUACUUCUGCUACAGUCUUUCAACUCAUUAACAAGUCAUGUACUGUUACCUCUUUUAACACAUUCUCUACUAAUCUCACACAAACACACAAACAUGUGUGUGUGUGUGUGUGUGACUAUACAUAUGCAUAUAUAUAUAUAUAGCAUAUACUCAUAUUAUUAUCAUACCGAGAGUUUAACUGUGGUCCCUCCAUAGCCUUGGAUCUUUUGGAUACCAAUACCUCUCAUCAUCAUCAUCAUCAUCGUCAUUUAAUGUCCGCGUAUAAAAUGUUUGUAAAGAAUUCUUGAUAUAGUCCGCUUAUCUGAAGAAAGAUUUUCUUAAAUUUAAAAACAACACCAUAAAUCUUUUGGGAAAAAAAUUUUGUAUUCUGUUUAAAUGCUUUCACUAUUUACAGUUUUUCAGCCACAAUUGUUAUGGAGUAAAUCAUAUUGACAGUGUUGUUUUAAUUUUAGUGCUAUUUCUGGUUUAGUUUCAGAUUUAGAAUCCUUAUACAGUAGUCUUCUUUUUACUUUCGUAGCUGAUCAUUCUCUUCCUUUAUUUUGAAAAACAGGAAUACUUUGAAUUUACUUAUUGCACACAUGUUUAGAUAUUCACAACAAAGAAUAUUUUGAUUUGUUGUUUAUGUACUCUCACCCAUUCAUUAUGAUCCCAUUUGGCCAAUAUAAUUUUUAUUGCAUAGUAGGUACAUGAUGCAGUAAAUUAUAUUGUUUUGCAAUUCAUGUCUGCAUUUACCUUAAAUUCCUUCCUUUUCUUGAAUUAUUUGAUUGUUCUUUGUUUAGUUAUUUUUCAUCGCUUAUGCAUGCAUACAUACAUACAGACAGACAGAUGGCAGUGCUUCAACAAAUAGAAAAGUAGUCGAUCAGCUAAGAGAGUAAAGAUAAUCUUAAACGAAAACCCAUAAAUUUUGCAAAUAGCUACCCAAAGUUUCCUGGUCAAAAUAGUAAUUUAUUUCCUCAUCAAACUGAAAGCAAGACUUACCUGCUAAAAACAACUUGCAAACAGUCUUUACAAAGAAAAAAAAAAG